CACCAGCAGAGCGGAAACUUCGUUUGUAUCGCUUCGCUUGACCUUAUAAACUAAAGAAAUCGCUUCAUUUUAUGAAUUUUCUCUCUCGUGCUAUCAGAGGUUCACCAUUUCCAGCGACUUCUCUUGCUCUUGGUUCCAUGGCUUCCACCGUCGCAGGAUCCAGCUUCGUUGCCUUCAAGUCCGCCGGAAAGCUCGCCGACCGAGAGAUCUGUCACGUUCAGCAUUUCGCUCCGGUCCGCUCUCUGUCUCUUCCUGUAGGAGGACUGCGAUAUGGAUCCAGAAGAUUGUAUGCUUCCUCUGUUGUGAAAGCUCAGGUGGCUAGUGCUGAACAAUCAGCACCUGGAGCUGACCAAAAGGUGGAAUCUCCAGUGGUGGUUGUGACUGGAGCCUCCAGAGGGAUUGGUAAAGCAAUUGCUCUGUCCUUGGGGAAAGCUGGCUGUAAGGUAUUGGUAAAUUAUGCUAGGUCGGCAAAGGAGGCUGAAGAAGUUUCUAAACAGAUUGAGGCAUAUGGUGGCCAGGCUCUUACAUUCGGGGGUGAUGUCUCAAAAGAGGAUGAUGUUGCAGCAAUGAUGAAAACUGCUGUUGAUGCCUGGGGAACCAUUGAUGUAUUGGUUAACAAUGCUGGAAUUACUCGGGAUACCUUGCUGAUGCGAAUGAAGCUAUCCCAAUGGCAAGAAGUGAUCGAUUUGAAUCUCACUGGAGUGUUUAUAUGUACCCAGGCGGCAACAAAGAUCAUGAUGAAGAAGAAAAAGGGGAGAAUCAUCAAUAUAUCAUCAGUGGUGGGUCUCAUUGGUAACGUUGGACAAGCAAACUAUGCAGCUGCAAAGGCUGGAGUCAUUGGUCUCUCCAAAACCGUUGCAAAAGAGUAUGCAAGCCGGAACAUAAAUGUGAAUGUGGUGGCUCCUGGAUUCAUUGCGUCGGACAUGACUGCGCAGCUUGGGGAAGACUUUGAGAAGAAAGUCUUGCAAACCAUCCCACUAGGGAGGUAUGGGCAGCCAGAAGACGUAGCAGGGCUGGUAAAAUUCUUGGCCCUGGAUCCUGCAGCCGGUUACAUUACGGGACAGGUCUACUCCAUUGACGGUGGAAUCUCCAUGUGAAGCCUUCUUUGGCAAGCGACACCCGUAGUUGGAGUAAAGAUUCUAUGGUUUAGCACCGCAUUAAGAAGAGUAGGUAAACAGCCCCAGUCGAGGUUUAUGGUGCCGUUUUUUUAUUAAUAAUACUAGAAAAAAAAAACGGUUUUGAUGUGGGUUCAUAUGAGAGUGGUAUCUACCUGAAAGUGUUCGAAUCGCUUGAGUUUUUACACACCCUUGUACCCGUCUUUUAUCUUUCGGGAAUGUACUUUGGUCA
Tarenaya hassleriana is the source of this 1347-nucleotide messenger RNA. Its product is annotated as 3-oxoacyl-[acyl-carrier-protein] reductase 4-like. The record is from RefSeq and is a predicted model, not a curated record. Bases 72 to 1097 code for a protein of 341 amino acids. Lineage: Eukaryota; Viridiplantae; Streptophyta; Magnoliopsida; Brassicales; Cleomaceae. The transcript is spliced from 11 exons. Gene Ontology annotation, biological process: fatty acid biosynthetic process. Gene Ontology annotation, molecular function: 3-oxoacyl-[acyl-carrier-protein] reductase (NADPH) activity; NAD binding.